Messenger RNA from Hydractinia symbiolongicarpus, 1164 nucleotides. Its product is annotated as collagen alpha-1(IX) chain-like. Lineage: Eukaryota; Metazoa; Cnidaria; Hydrozoa; Anthoathecata; Hydractiniidae. Bases 129 to 863 code for a protein of 244 amino acids. The record is from RefSeq and is a predicted model, not a curated record. The transcript has 14 exons.
AGGUGAAAAAAAAUGGAGAAAAGAAAAACAAUUCGUUCCGAAGUUCAGUGUAAAAGUGCAACGUGUUUCCUGAUAAAAAAUUAUAUACCUUUGUUUUCGCCGGGUACCAUUUUUUUAAUUAUCUUGUAAUGGGCAAAAAGAACAAAGCGCACAAACAUCCGUCGCUUGCAGAUGCCAACGAAGUUAUUCCAGAAGCGAAGCAGAGCAAAAUGACUUCCAAAAACACAUCUAAUGGCAAAAAAAAGGAAAAUGGUGGUAGUGGCAGUGGCGGUGGUGUUACAGGAUUCCAACUGUUUAUAUUCUUUAUUGCUUCUUCUUCGAUAGGAAUAAAUAUUGCUCUAAUUUAUGGCUUAAUACCAAUUCAAGGAUGCACUGGACCAGCUGGCAAACAAGGAGAAACAGGACCUGCUGGUCCCCCUGGUGCAACAGGUAUACCUGGACCUAAUGGACCUCCAGGUGAAGAAGGCCCAAGAGGAUUUCCAGGAGCUCCAGGAGAGCAGGGUGUACAGGGUGAACAAGGUCCACCUGGAAAAGAUGGUGUAAAUGGCCCUGCUGGACCACAAGGUCACCCAGGCGACACAGGGCCACCAGGAGCACAAGGUGACAUUGGACCGCAAGGAAUAGAAGGACCAGCAGGACCAAAAGGGGAUAAAGGAGAUUCUGGUCCACAAGGCCCACAAGGACCUGUAGGACCUGAAGGUCAACAAGGACCAAUUGGACCUGAAGGUCAACAAGGACCAGUUGGGCCUGAAGGUGCACCUGGAUCACAAGGACCAGCUGGAAGUCCUGGGCCUGAAGGACCAGUGGGGCAGCCAGGACCUGAAGGACCACGAGGGUCACAAGGUCAGCCCGAACGUUCUUGAUCUUAUAAUGAUUGUCUACGCUACGUUUUUGGUUGUGUUUUUACAAUGCAGUUAUUAUAUAGAUAACAUGAAUUGUUAUAACUUGUUUUAAAUUAAAUUUUUAGCAAAUUCAGAUGUCCCUUUAUGAUUUUUAAAUUCCCCUUCAAUCAAUCGUUGUCUUUAGAUAUGCAACCUAAUGAUUUUAUCUUUGCAAGCAUCUACCAUUAGAGAAUUUUUAACAGCUUACUACUCCUCAUAGUACUGUAUUUUGAUAAUAGAGUUUAAUUUUUCUAUGAUUUUAUAUUUUAUUACUGAGAUAGGU